Molecule: messenger RNA, 789 nt
Organism: Psilocybe cubensis
Lineage: Eukaryota; Fungi; Basidiomycota; Agaricomycetes; Agaricales; Agrocybaceae
Exons: 2
Coding region: 1-789 (262 amino acids)
Source: RefSeq, a predicted model, not a curated record
AUGUCCAAGCUUUUAUCCAUGGUUUCUAUGAUCCUUUUACACGGGUUGCUAAACCGCGUAUAUGCAUGCGAAGGUGACUGUAUCGUCGGCAUCACCAACGCGUUUCUCGGAAAUUAUACGCGUCCAAUGAACAUCGCCCUUGUAAAUCUUGCCGAUUCCAUUGUCUCAAACGUCAUCCAGAAUAAGAACUCUCCCGUAGCGCCUUUAUCCUAUCUUAAUCCCGUCAUCGCCGAAUACAAUCGGCGAGCAUACGACUAUAUGGAAACCGCCAUUUUCAAGGACUACUUCCAUGGAAAAUGCGAGGACCCAGAUACAGGCAUCGACCCUCCGGGUUGCCCCAAGCCGGAUUGCGACGUUGUCUGCGGGACUCCGGGAUCAAUGGUUCACUUCUACAGCAAACUGCGCUAUCUGGCGUUCGACGCCAACAUCGACUUGUUUAAUGAUAUAGUUGCCCCAGGUUCUGAUGCUUAUAAAAAGGUUGAAAAUACUGUACUUGCUGCAGUGGAGGCAUCGCGUUCUGGGUCCAACAAGCAGAGGCGACUCCUUCGAUUUAUGCGUCGGACCGACAGCAUCGUUGCUACUGGCUCUGGCAGUCUAGAUUCCAGAUCUAACGAUAAUUCAAAGGAGAAACGCAGCGAUCAAACUAAAUCUGAGCUUCGGUCCUUGUUAAAUCAAUUCCGACUGCUAUUGACUGUAGCAUGCGGCGGAGGUCAAGAUGGAAAAACUAACGGAAUUCCUUUCUGCACUUGGGAAGAUACCUUCAAGCCUUACAUUCUGUCUUUUCCUUGA